Messenger RNA from Papaver somniferum (opium poppy), 1330 nucleotides. RefSeq lists its product as uncharacterized. NCBI's taxonomy places the organism in Eukaryota, Viridiplantae, Streptophyta, Magnoliopsida, Ranunculales, Papaveraceae. The coding region runs from base 196 to 1080 and encodes 294 amino acids. The transcript has a single exon. The record is from RefSeq and is a predicted model, not a curated record.
AGUCUCUCAACUAGUCGUCUCUUCUCUUCUCUUCUCUCUAGCGCAGCCAACUCCUCCACUUGCAGCUACCACCACCAUCAUCGCCGAUAGAACUAGUUUUGAUGUCAUGGAAAGAAAAAUAUAUUCAAGGUUGGAAAAGUAAAGGAUAGUUUUAUUAUAAAUUUGGUGUGGUUUUUGGGAUCUGAUUUUGUAGGGAUGACAUCUCUGAGCAAUUUAGGAAUUGGGUUAAGCUUGGUAUUCAGUUUACUCUUACUAGCACUUGUUGCAGAGUUAUACUACUUACUAUGGUGGAAGAAGAAAAGAGUAACCAAUGAUAUCCAAGAUGAUUACAGCAGCAGUUGUAGUUCAUCAAGUGCAAGAGAGUUUUUAUAUUUGUUUUGUUGGAAGAAGCCAUCUUCAUUGAGUUCAACAGGUUUAAACCCUCAAGGACUCUUUAAUGAUCUUGAACAACAAAGUCAACUUAGCUCAAGCAAACAAGUGUAUUUGAACUCAUUUGGUGAAGAUAGUAUUGAAGCUGAAUUAAUGAGAUUGCAUAAUCUUUCAGGACCACCAAGAUUGCUGUUCACCAUUAAAGAAGAAACAAAAGAAGAUCUGGAGUCAGAAGAUGGAAGAUCUAGAAAUAACAAAGUAUCAAGAAAAAGUUUAGCUGAUUUUCUUGUUGCAGUGGAAACACCAUUUUUAACACCAAUGUCUUCACCAAGAUUAACUCCUCCUCUUACUCCAAUUCAUAGUUAUAACCAAAGUGGUAUUAACCCUUUGUUUGAAUCAUCUGUUGAUCCUGAGAUGUAUAGGAUAAGACCAUCACCUCCUCCAAAAUUCAAGUUCUUGAAAGAUGCUGAGGAUAAAUUUACUAAGAGAAGAUUGAUUGAAGAAGCUUUGAGAAAGGUCCAAAAGAAUACAGUUUCUCCAACUUCAUCAAUGGCUUCAUCAAAUGAGGAAGAUGGUUCUUUCACUAUAACAGUGGAUAAUAAACACAAGGAAAGUGAAUUUGAUCAUUAUCACCACCAUCAAAAUUCAUCACAAAUACUACCACUGUCCUCAUCUCCAUCACCAUCCACUGUCAAGAGUCCUAAACAUUGAAAAGAAACUGUAAUUUGGUUUUAAUUUUUGCAUUUUUCUUUUUUUAACGAUUAUUGUGAAUUUAAUAGAAAUUUUAGAUUCUGGGUUCUUUCAUUUUGAGGAUGAAGCCAUUGUUAACCUGUAAUUCAAACAGCAAUGCCAUCUUUGUUAUUCUGAAUUAAGAAUGAGUGAUGAUGAUAAUGAAGGUAAAGACAACAUUGAUGUUGGAAUAUGACCUGUGUAUAGCACUUUGUUUUUAUCUAUGUCCAUG